GAAAGAGGGCAAUCAUAUCAAAAAGUAGGCGAUACACGUAUAUUUGCACACAUCUUGUUUGGUUCGAAAGAUAUAGAAGCACGGGACAUCUCGAAUAUUUUAUCAGUCUUUAAAUGUUCUUCUGCUUCGUCGUCUCAUUUUCAUCGUCUCCUCAUUUUCUCAAUAAGUAAAUCUCAAUCUUGGAAAUUCUAAAAAUUUUUGGGAAACCUAAUUUCCUCUUUCAAUUAUUAGUUUUUUGCUUAUUACAUAAAAUAAAUUUCAUACGAAUUGUUACAACUUAUUCUUAAAAAAUGGCCGUCGUUGAAGCUCAAGGAAGCGGAUUAGUUUUUGGAACAACAGGUGGAAAGUGCAGAUUUAUGGUUUACCUUCAAGAUUUUAAGGAGGGUGAGAAGAUCGUCGAGGGACUUUCUGUCGCCAUUGACGGCCCUUCUGAACCGGAACUUGAGUUUGAACAUCAAGACAAUGGCGACAUCGAAGUGACCUGGAGACCUUUUGCUCCCGGACAGUACGUAGUUUCUCCCAAGUUCAAUGGGACUCCGAUUAAAGACAGCCCCUUCAAGGUCAAGAUCGUCGGGGAAGUUAACACCCACGGUCAGUACACACCACAAAAGAAGGCAGUUUACACUGGUUGGGCUGCACGAAGGAAGUCCCAGGCAACUCAAGGAUCUAUGGACUAGAUCCCCACAUCCGGACAAUGAAAAGACAAAAUUAAUGUGGAUACGGAUAUUAAAUAUGUUUAGAUAAAAAGGUCAACGGAAAAAACGUCACAUCGAAAUUGACAUCAAGAACCUUCAUCAUCUUAAUCGUAAUUAUGUGUUUGUUACUGAAUAUAGGAAAUAUAAGUCUCAUCCCACCAAUAAAAUAUGUAGAUUAAUCAAUUUGUGCAUGCAACAUAAUUGGGAAAA
Messenger RNA from Folsomia candida, 905 nucleotides. RefSeq names its product filamin-A. NCBI's taxonomy places the organism in Eukaryota, Metazoa, Arthropoda, Collembola, Entomobryomorpha, Isotomidae. The record is from RefSeq and is a predicted model, not a curated record. The transcript has 4 exons. Gene Ontology annotation, biological process: actin cytoskeleton organization. Gene Ontology annotation, molecular function: actin filament binding. The coding region runs from base 291 to 677 and encodes 128 amino acids.